Molecule: messenger RNA, 3147 nt
Organism: Alternaria burnsii
Lineage: Eukaryota; Fungi; Ascomycota; Dothideomycetes; Pleosporales; Pleosporaceae
Exons: 6
Coding region: 1-3147 (1048 amino acids)
Biological process (GO): response to oxidative stress
Molecular function (GO): peroxidase activity; oxidoreductase activity, acting on paired donors, with incorporation or reduction of molecular oxygen; iron ion binding
Source: RefSeq, a predicted model, not a curated record
AUGGCCAGCGACGUAAAGAGAACACCACUCCAGAAACUGUUCCAGGACACUGGUAGUCAGAACAAUCCCAGCCUUCAGACGCACCAUGAUCUACGCGGUUUUCUCAGUGGUACCACUACGAGUGGUGGAUUGGACGAUAGCUCUUACGAUGAAAAAAUCGUACAAUUCUUAGCACCGGCUGAUGUUGGCGAGACAAGCCCAAGUCGGUUGCUCAAGACGCUGUGCAAGGAUAUGGAACAACCUGUGGCCUCGUCACUGGGUGAUCAAUACCAGUAUCGAUCCGCUGACGGAAGCAACAACAACAUCCAUCUGCCAAACGUCGGGAAAGCCGGCUCCUACUAUGCUCGCAUGGUCACACCGAGACAUGUACCCACAAAGUUACCUGAUCCGGAAUUUCUCUUCGACACACUACUAGCGCGAGAGGCAAAGCCUGAGCCCCAUCCCAGCCAGCUAUCCAGCCUUUUCUUCGCUUUCGCGGCUGUCAUAGUCUGUGACGUGUUUCGCACAGGCGACGAAGACCAGAACAUGGCCAUGCCGUCUUCAUACUUGGACCUGUCCUCACUAUAUGGGGAGACGAAGGAUUCACAGAAUAUGGUCCGUACCUUUGUUGAUGGGAAGCUGAAACCAGAUGCUUUUGCUGACACACGGAUUCUCAGCCGUCCAGCAGCAUCUUGUGCAUUGAUCAUAUGCUUCUCGAGGUUUCACAACCUUGUCGUAGAGCAAUUGGCGCUCAUCAACGAGAACGGUCGAUUCAGCCCGCCACCUAAUAUAGGCGGCAUCGACCCUGGUUCCUACAGAAAAGCCGUCGCCAAGCGCGACAACGACCUAUUCCAGACUGCACGGCUUGUGACAACCGGCUUAUACAUCAACAUAGUCCUGAAAGACUAUGUGCGCUCGAUCCUCAACCUACAGUGUGUAGACUCGUCAGCGAACUUGGAUCCACGAGCGAAGAUAGAGGAUAUUCUUGGCCAGACGGACUCCGACAAGGCGCGAGGCAACCAGACCAGCGCGGAGAUCAACAUGAUCUACCGCUGGCACUCGACCAUAUCGAUGAGAGAUGAGGCAUGGCUUAUCGACCAUAUGACAAAGAUCUGCCCAGAUAUGGACAUUGAUAACAUGACUUUAGAAGAUAUGCGGGCUGGUGUACGUCGACAUGCUGCAACACCCCCAGCAGACCCAGGUAGGCGCGUCUUUGCUGGCCUCGAACGAAACCUUGACGGUUACUUUAGAGACCAAGACCUGGUGAAGAUACUGACAGAAGCUACCGAUGAGGUGGCCAUGAGCUUUGGUCCGCAUCGUGUUCCGCAAGCGUUGAAGGUCAUUGAACUCAUGAGUAUCGAACAAGGUCGAGAGUGGGGUCUGGCCUCUCUUGAUGAGACAAGAAGGUUCUUUGGCAUGACAUCUCACACAUCUUUCACCGACAUUCACUCCGAUCCAGAUGUCGCCGCAGCGCUCGAGGUCUUAUAUGGAGAUGUUGAGAAUGUUGAGCUCUACGCUGGAGCUAUCCUGGAACAGCCAAGUGUACCCAUGACUCCUGGAUCCGGUCUUUGUGCGGGCACGACCACAACCCGAGCAGUUGUGUCACAUGCGCUCUCGCUUGUUCGAGGCGACCGGUUCUAUACGGUAGACUACACGCCCUAUCAUCUGACAGCCUUUGGAUUUAAUAUGGCAUCCAGCGAUUAUUCCAUCGCUGGUGGAGGCGUUAUAUACAAGCUAUUGAUGAGAGUCUUUCCCGAAUACUAUCGUGGCAAAUCGAUCUACGCACAUUACCCACUGACCACCCCGCCCGAGAUGAGAAGAAGGCAAAAGUCUCUCGGACACGAAAUGGAUUUCGACUAUGACAAGCCUCGCUAUGGAGCGCCGCCCACAGUUAUUACUGAUUACAAGAUGAUACUUCGCAUUCUCGGCGAUCAAACUUUGUACACCACAGCAUGGACCCAUACUCUGCGGCAGUUGGACUACCAAGAACACGUCCUCAUCGGAGAUAAUCCGGGUGCCAGUAAACAGCAGAAUAUCAUCCGACAGGCUAUUCUUGGCCCCAAAGAUUCUAUUGAUGUCUUUUCGCAUUUCCUGAACCUUCGUACGAGCCAACUUGUGCAGACGGACAGCAAGUGGCUUUCCAAAGUUGCUGAAAUUGAUGCGAUCAAAGAUGUAGCAGCUCGAAGCUGGACACAGUUUGUAGCAUGUCUAUUCCACUUCCCGAUCAAGGACUCGCAAGGUUCUACAGCCAGCUUUGACGAUAAGCAACUCUUCAGCAAGAUGACAGCGAUUUUCGAAUUCGUUCAUCUAGACAACACACCCGCAAAGUCCACAACGCUUCGACGAAAUGCGAUGGCCGCAAGCGACGAAUUGACAAGAGAAGUCAGAACGGUCUGCGACGAUAUUAAAGCGUCGUCUCCUGUGCAACACUUUGAAUUUCACAGACAGCGACACGAGAAGCGUGAUCCUCUCCCAGAUCACGGAGCGAAGGUAAUCCAGCGGCUCUUCGAUAGCGGGGCAAAGGUCAAAGAGGUCGUUUCUUUGUUGGUGAUCCUCGCCGUCGAUCUCGUCGUAUUUAGCACUUUUUCUUUCUGUCAGAUAAUCGAUCUCUUCCUUUCCGAGCCCUACCACUCCACACACUGGCCAGAUAUCCAGAAGCUAGCCAAGGACACCACACCAGCAAAUUCUGAAGUUCUCCGUGCAUACGUUCUUGAAGCUCUCCGUCUUAUUACACCUGCGACGGGCUUCCUCCGCAUUCCGAACACCUUUCUCACCACCAGUGAUUGGCGACACGCAGAGGGUAUCUCUAAGGGCGACGACCUCAUUCUAGACGUAGCAACUGCAUCUCGCGACCCUGAAAUGUUCCCAGACCCUGACAACAUCAACCUCGAUCGGCCUCAAGAGCUCUAUCUGCCCUUUCUCGACGGACUGCAUGGAUCGCUGACCAGGCCUAUCAUCGUUGCUGGUCUAGUCACCCAAUUGCGCAUCUUUGCUAGAUUAGAAGGUCUCAGAAAAGGGCCGGGUACGCAAGAGACCUUGAGACGGGAGGUUUCAGAAGGCACGAUAAGCUUCUUGAGUGAAGCGAAGGAUGAGUGGGUAUCGCUGCCAGUCAGCAUGCGAGUACACUACGACGCCUUCGAUCCAACUGGGUGCGCGACAUUGACAUAG